Blepharisma stoltei is the source of this 1461-nucleotide messenger RNA. The record is from the annotation of a GenBank genome assembly. NCBI's taxonomy places the organism in Eukaryota, Ciliophora, Heterotrichea, Heterotrichida, Blepharismidae.
AUGAAUGACUUCUUGCUCCAGCUAUCUGAAGUAACAGACCCGCUACAAAUUUCGUCAUUAAAUUUAUCGUCUAACUCCCCCCCCCCCCUCCGUGAGCGAACAAAAAAAUUUUGUUCGCUCACGGAGGGGGGUUAAUUUUUUUUUUUUAAAAAAAAUUUAUAUAUAAAUUUUAUAAAAAAUAUUUUUUUCGAAAUUUAAAAAAAAUCCUAAUUUGCAAAAAUUGGGAAGCAAAUAUUAAUUUAAUUUGCAAAAUUUAUGUUUUAAAAACGCAAUUUGUUUAAAAUUAAACAGAAUUAGCUCUAGAUUUCAUUAUACUAAUUAUCACUUAUAUAUCAAAAUUUUUUUCCAUUAAAAUUUUUUCUAUUAAAAAAAUUUUUGUUCACUCACGGAGGGUGGGUUUUUGGUCAAAAAAUGGCGAUUUUUCUAAUGGUUUUGUUCGCUCACGGAGGGGGGGGGGGGGUAAGCAAAUCUCUUCAUUUUCAGCUCUAAAGCGCUUUGAAAAACUUGUAAAAUCCAUAUAGGUAGAUUUGGAUAUAUCUAAAUUACAAAUAAUUACACUCCCAUCUGAGCUUUUAAAUCUGGACUCUCUCAGCUCUCUUAAAUGCACCUACAACCCUUUAAAAGAGACUUGGCCUUUGCCUUUAAAUUUAUUGAUCUUAGAUUUAUCAAAUAAUGACUUAAGCAGACUCUCUUUUGGAAGAAUGCCAUGGCUUGAAACAUUAAUUAUCUCAAAUAACCGAAUUAUUGAUAUCAGUGCUUUAUCUCAAUUGCCUUCUCUCAAAUACUGUUACGCAUCUUCAAAUUGCAUAGAAUCUCUCCAUUCUUUAUCAUCAUUAAGUAUCAUAGAACUCGACAUUUCCGAAAACAACCUGAAAUCCUCAGAAUCAUUAAGACCUAUAAUGCAUUCAAUUUGUGCAGUUUUUAUAUUUGGAAACCCCUUUUAUAAGUAAAAAUCUAAAUAGGCCCCGAUUUCCGGUUCCUCCAAUUUUUAAUGAGUUUAAAAGUAAUGGAAAAGGACUGUUUUUUAGAAACGUUGAAAAUAUGCAGAAAUCAAGCCUAAUUCAAAAGAAAAAUAAAAAUAAUAACAAAGAAGAGGAAUGAAGAAGAGCCAAACGAGAAUUAGAAGAAGUCAAAGAAUUCAAUAAUAUUUUAUUCCAAAAGGUGAAAGAUUUAGAAAAAAUUUGUGUGGAAAAUCCGAAUGCGAGCAGAAAAGAAAUUGAAGAGCUGAAGGAGAGGCAAAGAGAAAUAGAAAAUAUGGCUUAUGAAGAUUGAAGAAGUGGGUUAGAACGGUAUAAUAAUGCAAGAUAUGAGAUGAAAAAUGAGUUAAAGACGGUGAAAACGAUAAUGCCUUAUGAAAUGAUUAGCAAAUUAGAAAUUAUGAAUACAAGUGCUGAAUAUUAUUUGAGAGGGCAGGAAUUUUUAAAUUCAAGAUUCAAAAAUAUUCUAAAUUCAUUGCAGUAA